UGAGAGCUUCUCUCAAUGGGCAAAAGCCUCUCCAGACUGGUCCCUGAAAACAUCGUGCGUAGAAGCCUGCUGGUUGCCAUGGUGAAUGAUGCUGAUGUGAAGAAAUGAAUAAUGUGAGCAUCGGGGGCGACAGUGGGAUUACUCAGUGGUGAGAGAGACAUCAAGGAGAGCCCAGGGCGGAGGAGGGAGAAGGCACCAUUCUCUGGGCUUUGGUCCAUGCUGCCUCGGAGGGUAAAGCUCUAACCAGACACACUGCAAGCAUCAGAAUCGGGAUGAACAUCGAGGUUGGGAACGUUUCUUACACGGGCGCCAUCAUCUCCUGGUCGUCCUCGGAGCCCUGCCUGGAGGACUAUUACCAUAUUAUGUACAGACCCAACUGGAACAGCAUCUUCUCCGGCUAUCUCCGCUACAGCUUCCACCACGAGGAGAAGGUGCCUCGGACCAUCAGCUCCGUGGUGCUGGAACAUCUCGCCCCUUCCACUCUCUACUUCCUCUGCAUCAGUUGUAAGAAGGCUGCCUUCCCCUACAGGCACUACUGCACCAUGUUCCACACCUUGGAUAAGAGUCCACUGGCUGCGGGCAGCUCCCUGGUGGAUCCCCAAAUCUCCCUUUGGGUGUUGAUGGCCAUCCUGCUGGCCUGCUUCACAGCUGUGUUGGCCUUCAUCUGCCUCCAGUUCUGGUGCAUCCGUUGCCAUGAGCCUCGAUGGUCUUACAGAGCUGGCCACAUGGAGGAAGCCAAUGGGCUAGUGAGAUGGCCGGAGGAGGCCCCCGCCCUUGGUCAGAGGGAGGAAGACCUGCAGGGGCUCCCCCUGGUGGAACUGCCACGCAAGGACUCCGGAGCAGGAGCUGGAGCAGAACCGGAAGCCCAGCAGGAUGGCCCUGAUGAGGAAGCCAGGGAGGGAGGUGAUCAACCCGCCAUAGUGCCUCACUUCAGGGAGUGAGAGGCGGGGAGGAGAUGGCCCUCAUCAUACAGCCUAAUGCCCCCCGACAGUAGGUCUUUUGUAAAAAUGUGCCUAUAGACUCCCCAUAUCUCUUCCCUUAAAUGUCAGUGCCAUUGUAAGAUCCCCUGGGUUGGGUGAUGCCUGAUGAUGAAAUCUCUCAAUCCGGUACGUGCACUUCCUGGGUGUGCCAAAGGGCAAACACGGAUCUCCUAAAUGUGUCCAUUUGAGGGCCCCAGUUAAGAAUCGAGGCAUUCUUUUAAUAUUCAAUCAAAAGUGGACGUAUUAUAAAGUUAAAAAAAAAUGCAUGACUUAAAUAAAUACACAAUACUUGAAGAAUAUGUGUGAGUUGCCAGUGAGCCCCUUGAGCUAUGCUUUCAUUCAUUCUUUUGGAAAAAGGUGAGAGGUCUUUCUUUGGAGUGUUUUCCAGAUUUAAGGCAGUCAGAGACCACUUUAUACCCCAUCCUCAUUUUUUUUAAACCAUCAACCUUCUUUAUUAUUAUUACUAACAAUAUUUUUAUUUAAAUUGACUCGUUUUUUAAACUUAAACUCAUUUAAGCCUUAUAUCACCCCAUAUAUGAACAACCAGUACCCUCUGGCUAUAAAUAGAAGAGAGAUGAGUAUUAGUGUCAAGAAAACAAAAUAAUAUUAAAUUUGUCUUGGCCACACUUGUCUGACAAUUACUCUGAGCUUAGACCUGCUCUCUUGUGUUUGAUAAAAAGAAAGGGGGGUGGGACUCAGGCAGUGCUGAAGAGGUAUUAAAGACAUGAGCACUGACGUAAGUCCUUUGUCUUAAUCUAUCGCAAUGUUUGAAAGUAAAUUGAAAAAAGGACGCACUGGUUUUACUUUGAGUCAAGGUUAGUUAAAACCAUGCCUGUGAACCACCUCAGAUGGUAUCUCUAACUUCCCUUGAUUUGAGACAAUCAGUUGGAGAGACUGUCUGCUCUGGAGAAGUCCACGGCUCUCUUCCAGCAUCACCCUAAGACCUUCCAAGAGCCCACCACUAGAGCCGAGUGGUAGGAACUCAUCUGUGUUCAUCACACUUCCAAAUCCAGAGCUCCCAACCUAGCAGAGGACUUUUUCUUACACAAUUUUAGCCACAUAGUUGGUUCUUCUUUUAGGUCCACUUCUAUUUACUUUUGAAAAUGCGGUCAAAGGUGGCUCUUUUUUAAUUCCAUCAGAAAGAAAAAUGACACAUUUCACACCCUGAUAGUGUUCUUUGUUCUGCCCAUAUAAACCCCCGUGGUAGGAAACAAAUCUAUACAUAUUGUGGUACCAGUGAGGCUCUGGGAACACUGUUCCCGUGCCCCCACCUGGGGGGAGGGGUGGAAAUGCAAGUCCAGGAGGGUAAAGGCUACGUCUGCUUCAUCCCUAAGGAGGCUGCAGUGUGUAGAAUCUAGUCCAUAUCUGGCCCAGGGUGGGUACAUGAGAAGUGUCCGUUUAAGGAAUGCAAAGAAGGACUGACAGCUUCAUUUAGGAGGGUCACUGAGCAUCAGGAUGCACACACGGGAGCAUCAGCAGCAAUGAAAUGAAAAAGACCUGUUUCUCAGCUCCAGCUUCAGCCAUGUGCAAUUCCCUUCAGAGCUUCACCCACCCAACCUCUUCCUGUCUGCAAAUCCAUUAUAGCUAUGGAGCACAAAAUCCCAGAAUCGCUGGACAAUAUCGCAACAAAUCAACUGAGAAACAGAGGGGCUUGGAAGCCAGGAUGAGAAGCCCCACAGCCCCACUUCCCAGCGCCCAGCACCCAGGUCUCUGUCCACCCCCAUGCCUGCUAGUUGUUAACAAAUA
This is a messenger RNA of Marmota monax (woodchuck), 2726 nucleotides long. It is a transcript of the gene Fndc9, whose product is annotated as fibronectin type III domain containing 9. The transcript has 2 exons. Lineage: Eukaryota; Metazoa; Chordata; Mammalia; Rodentia; Sciuridae. Gene Ontology annotation, molecular function: protein binding. The coding region runs from base 273 to 941 and encodes 222 amino acids. The record is from RefSeq and is a predicted model, not a curated record.